Molecule: messenger RNA, 1296 nt
Organism: Penicillium olsonii
Lineage: Eukaryota; Fungi; Ascomycota; Eurotiomycetes; Eurotiales; Aspergillaceae
Source: the annotation of a GenBank genome assembly
AUGCCUUCUAUUCUGAAGCUCGCCACCGCGGCCCUCGCCGUCGCGGCUCCUCUCGUCUCAGCUCAGACUUACUCCGACUGCAACCCUCUCAAGCAGUCUAACUGCCCUGCUGAUAAGGGCUCCACCGAGUCGACUCUGCACUUCGACUUCACCCAGGAGAGUGCCCUCGACCAGUGGAAGACCACCGCCGGCAAGGUCAACACUGGCUCUGAUGGCGCCGAGUUCACUCUCGCCAAGAAGGGUGACGCCCCGACUAUUCGUAGCAACUUCUACAUCUGGUACGGAGAAAUCUCCGUCGAGAUGAAGUCCGCCCCCGGUACCGGUGUGGUCAGCUCCAUUGUGUUGGAAUCCGACACUCUGGACGAAGUUGACUGGGAAGCGCUUGGCGGCAACAACGCUCAGGUUGAGACCAACUACUUUGGCAAGGGUGACACCACCACCUAUGACCGUGAUACUUGGCCCAAUGUUGCCACCCCCCAUGACACCUUCCACACCUACACCGUCAAGUGGACCAAGGAUCACAUCAUCUGGUCCAUCGAUGGCAAUGAUGUCCGCACUCUCAACAAGGCCGACGCUCAGGGCGGUACUCGCUUCCCCCAGACCCCCAUGGAUAUCCGCAUUGGUAUCUGGGCUGGUGGUGACUCUGGCAAUGGCCAGGGUACCAUUGACUGGGCUGGCGGUGAGACCGACUACUCCCAGGCUCCCUUCUCCAUGUACAUCAAGAGCGUGACCAUCAAGAACGAUAACCCUGCCGAGUCUUACUCUUACAACGGCAACUCCGGCAACGACGACAGCAUCAAGGUCAACGGUGCCGGCGUGACUGCUCGCUCCACCUCCACCUCUUCUACCGUGCCUGCCACUACCUCCACCGAAGCUGCCUCUUCCACCGAGGCCUCCACCGCUCCCACCACCCUGGCCACCACCACCCAGGGCUCUUCUACCGCUCAGUCCACUGAGGCCUCCUCCACUGGAUCCUCCAGCGAGGCUUCCGGUGCUGCCUCCAGCUCCGGUGCUUCCCCCAGCAGCUCUGGUGCCGCCGGCUCCAGCUCUGAGAGCGGCUCCGGCUCUAGCUCCGGCUCUAGCUCCGGCUCUAGCUCCGGCUCUAGCUCCGAGACUGGCUCCAGCUCUUCUGGCUCCAGCUCCGGUUCCAGCACCGCUGGUUCCGGCGCCAGCUCCAGCAGUGCCAGCGCCAGCGCUAGCUCCAGCCCUGCCUUCAACGCGGCUUCCUCCCUUGGUGCUACCUACCUGGGACCCGUGUCCUUCCUGGGCUUGAUCACCGCUAUGCUCCAGCUGUAA